GGUCACUACCCCCAAAGCAAACAUUACGCUCCAGUUAUCAAUAUGUUAACAACAUUUUAGUACCGUCGCGAACUCUCUCGAUAUCAAACGCGUUUUUGCAUCGGAAAAAUGGCAGUGGCUAUAAAUAAAGGCAUCUUCAUAGUGGCGGCUAAGCGCACGCCAUUUGGCAAAAUGGGGGGCAUGUUGAAGGACAUGCAUCCUUCAGACCUGCUCGCCGCUGCCGCCAAAGACGCCUUCAAAUCUGGCAACGUGGCGCCUUCGCUGGUUGACACUACCAAUAUUGGACAAGUCUAUACUAUCAGUGGUACGUCAGACGGUGGUUUAUCUCCUCGUCAUGCGGCUUUAAAAGCCGGAAUUCCUCAAGAGAAGCCAGCCCUCGGCAUCAACCGGCUCUGCGGCUCUGGUUUCCAAGCUGUUGUGAAUAGUGCCCAGGACAUCAUCACAGGCACAGCUCAGGUCUCACUCGCUGGUGGGACAGAGAACAUGUCAGCAGUGCCAUUCGUGGUUAGGAAUGCCCGUUUCGGAGUACCACUAGGAGUCAACAUUCCUUUCGAAGACAGCCUUACUGGAGGCUCACUGGAUACGUACUGCAACUUUACCAUGCCGCAGACUGCUGAGAACUUGGCUGAGAAAUACCAGCUGAAGAGAGGCGAGGUGGACCAGUUCGCGUUGCAGUCGCAACAGAGGUGGAAAGUGGCACACGACAGCGGUGUCUUCAAAGCGGAGAUGGCACCCAUCACGGUGAAGGUCAAGCGUCAGGAGGUCGUGGUGGACAAAGAUGAGCAUCCUCGGCCCGAAACCACACCGGAGGCACUCUGCAAGCUGCCCGCUCUCUUCAGAAAGGGUGGAGUGGUCACGGCUGGUAACUCCUCUGGUGUGAAUGACGGCGCUGGUGCAGUAAUCCUGGCCAGUGAGGAUGCAGUGAAGCAACACAAACUGUCUCCGCUGGCACGGCUGGUGGGCUGGUCGUUCGUGGGUGUGGACCCCAGCAUCAUGGGCAUCGGCCCAGUGCCCGCCAUCCAGAAUCUACUCUCCGUCACUGGAAUUAAGCUAAACGAUAUUGACUUGAUUGAGAUCAACGAGGCCUUCGCUGCCCAGACCCUGGCGUGUGUUAAGGAACUGGGUUUGGACCAGGCCAAACUGAACGUCAAUGGUGGAGCGAUAGCCAUGGGCCAUCCCGUGGGAGCUUCAGGAGCGAGGAUUACGGCGCACUUGGCACAUGAACUUAGACGGCGCGGUUUGAAGCGGGGCAUCGGAUCAGCAUGCAUCGGUGGUGGUCAGGGAAUCGCGUUGCUUCUUGAGACUGUAUAAAUUGUUACCGUUUAUAUAUAAAACCAAUUAUAUUGAUUUAAAACUAAUUUAAAGUACUCAUAUUUUAAUAAAUUUAUUUUUUU
This is a messenger RNA of Manduca sexta (tobacco hornworm), 1394 nucleotides long. RefSeq names its product 3-ketoacyl-CoA thiolase, mitochondrial-like. The transcript is spliced from 8 exons. Lineage: Eukaryota; Metazoa; Arthropoda; Insecta; Lepidoptera; Sphingidae. Gene Ontology annotation, biological process: fatty acid beta-oxidation. The record is from RefSeq and is a predicted model, not a curated record. Bases 109 to 1311 code for a protein of 400 amino acids. Gene Ontology annotation, molecular function: acetyl-CoA C-acetyltransferase activity.